Labeo rohita (rohu) is the source of this 1943-nucleotide messenger RNA. RefSeq names its product SWI/SNF related, matrix associated, actin dependent regulator of chromatin, subfamily d, member 2 (gene smarcd2). The record is from RefSeq and is a predicted model, not a curated record. NCBI's taxonomy places the organism in Eukaryota, Metazoa, Chordata, Actinopteri, Cypriniformes, Cyprinidae. Gene Ontology annotation, cellular component: SWI/SNF complex; nucleus. Gene Ontology annotation, biological process: regulation of transcription by RNA polymerase II.
UGUAGACAUUGGUCAGGCUCUUAAAAUGUUGUUGAGAGGCAACCAUUAAGAUAAAUGGGGGUUUGACAUGCUUGUAGAGGAAGAGAUGACACACUCAACCGACAUCGAUCGACAAUUACGGACGGAAGAAUCCAUAGAUGUGUGAAGGCGAUGUGGUCACGCGAAACUUUAACGUUCUUUUGAGUGACUCAGUAACGAUUUUGGAUUUGUUUCUUAAUUAUUAGCGGGAAAAACGAAUAUAAAAUGGCUUCUAGAUCGGGUUUGCCAGGUUUUCCCGUAAACCCCAGCACCCCAAUAAACCCCGGCAUGAACCCCAUGAACCCGGGUCACAGCAGCGCCAUGAGAAUGGGAGCGAUGCCUCAGAAUUCACCCUACAGAGGGAUGGGCAGCACCCCGAACCAAUACCACCAACGCCCGAGUAUGUCACCCAGCCGAGGAAUGCCAAUGGGGGGCAUGGGGUCUAUGGGUUCCCCUCUACCUGGUCCGUCUUAUAGCGGAGCCAUGCCUAUGCGACCCGGAAUGCCUCAAGCCGCGAUGGACCCUGCCCGGAAGAGACUCCUUCAGCAGCAACAACAGCAGCCUGGAGGUCUUAUGGGUCCAAGAAGGGGGGUGAAGAGGCGUAAGAUGGCUGACAAAGUCCUCCCACAAAGGAUCAGGGAUCUGGUCCCAGAGUCUCAGGCUUAUAUGGACCUUCUGGCCUUCGAGAGAAAGCUGGACCAGACCAUUGCUCGCAAACGAAUGGAGAUACAGGAGGCCAUCAAAAAGCCCAUUACGCAAAAGCGCAAAUUGAGGAUCUACAUUUCUAACACCUACACGCCUGCCAAGCCAGAAGGGGAGGAGGCUGAAAAAGUGGCAUCCUGGGAACUUCGAGUGGAAGGCAAACUUCUGGAGGAUCCUGGAAAACAGAAACGAAAGUUUUCAUCUUUUUUCAAAAGCCUAGUCAUUGAACUGGACAAAGAACUUUAUGGCCCAGACAACCACUUGGUGGAGUGGCACAGAAUGCCUACAACUCAGGAGACAGAUGGAUUUCAGGUGAAGAGACCAGGGGAUGUGAAUGUGAAAUGUACUCUCCUUCUCAUGCUAGACCACCAGCCUCCGCAGUAUAAGCUGGAUCCACGUCUGGCUCGGCUGUUGGGCGUCCACACUCAGACCCGAGCCAGUAUCAUGCAGGCCCUGUGGCUCUACAUCAAAAACAACAAGCUCCAAGACUGCCAUGAGAAAGAGUACAUUAACUGCAACCGGUACUUCAGACAGAUUUUUGGCUGCCCCAGGAUGAGAUUUUCAGAUAUCCCCAUGAAGCUUGCCAGCCUCCUUCAGCACCCCGACCCCAUCGUCAUCAAUCAUAUCAUCAGUGUGGAUCCCAAUGAUCAGAAGAAGACUGCAUGCUUUGAUAUCGAUGUUGAGGUAGACGACCCUCUAAAGGCUCAGAUGACCAGCUUUCUGUCAUCCACAACCAAUCAGCAGGAAAUUACUGCCCUGGAGAUGAAGAUCCAUGAGACUAUUGAAUCCAUCAACCAGUUGAAGACCCAGAGAGACUUCAUGCUCAGCUUCAGUAACAACCCGCAGGAGUUCAUCCAGGACUGGCUCAAGUCUCAGAGCCGAGACCUCAAAUUAAUGACAGACACUGUGGGAAAUCCAGAGGAGGAGAGAAGAACUGAGUUUUACCACUCACCCUGGGUCAAAGAAGCUGUUGGACGCUAUGUAUUUUCAAAGGUCCAGCAGAGGAGACAAGAAUUGGAACAGGUACUGGGAAUCCGACUCACUUAAGAGGAUUCAGACUCUGAAUCCACAGUCACCCAAGGAAUUGGCUCAACAAAUACAGAUGAGAAGCCUUAUGUAGAAGUUUUGGGUGCUGACAUUAUUUGGUACAUUGCACUGCCAUAAACAGCUUAUCAGUUGCAGCGUUUGUACCAAUAAACGCAUCUGGCCAUGUAAAUUUCAAA